Messenger RNA from Odontomachus brunneus, 1507 nucleotides. RefSeq lists its product as uncharacterized. NCBI's taxonomy places the organism in Eukaryota, Metazoa, Arthropoda, Insecta, Hymenoptera, Formicidae. Bases 151 to 1413 code for a protein of 420 amino acids. Gene Ontology annotation, molecular function: receptor ligand activity. The record is from RefSeq and is a predicted model, not a curated record. The transcript has 7 exons.
UAUCGCAUUUAGCAGCAACGAAAGGGAAGUAAACACGAGGUCUGAUGCGUUCCAUUCGGACGGUAUGUCUGGAGCGAAGUGGCAAUCCUGUUGAACGUGGCGUGUGGUUCCACGAAUAAAGGAGCGUUAACGAAAAAAGAAGACUGAAAUAUGGUUCUAUCGAGAAAUUAUCUCGAAACGAGAAACGAUCUCGAAUUAAUCGCACCCACGAAGAACAACUCAAAUGUAAAAUGUAACGUAGAUAUGAAAGUUACUGUUUCAAACGUGAAGAAAGAUGGCACUCGAAAAGAAAAGGCUUGCAGCAUAUUUAAAUUAUAUGCAUUUUUUUUCAUUAUUAUCAUCACGAUAAUAAAUACAUAUGUAUGUAUAAAUGUAAAAAAAUUUCAAUUACAGGUGGAUAAGUUGCAUUACAACAUCGUUCAACUAGAAAGUCAAUAUGAUAAGUUGCAUUACAACAUCGUUCAACUAGAAAGUCAAUAUGAUAAGCUCAAUCAAAACAAAAAUUGCAAGUGUUUCUAUGAAACAAUACGCUCACACGAUUUUAUUAACGUGACCAAGUCUUCUGACCGUGAGCACUCUAAUUUGUCAGAAGUCAACAAAGAUAACAGCAAAUCUAAUACAUAUUCUAAUCGCACAAAUUCAUCUAUCUGGAAUCAAUCGAUAGAUCACCAGAAUGCUACGAUGAAAAUAAAUUCCAGUACCAAUUUAGAUCGCAUCAUGAAGUCGAUGAUGAAAUCUGAAAAUAAUUCAAUUGUUAAUUUUAAUAAGAUACGAUAUUUCCCACGUAGCCAGAGAGACUUACAGACUUCCACAAAACAAAAUCUCGCGACGAUAAAAGAGGAAAAGACUGAUGUGUGGGAUUCUCAGAAUAUAUCACAAAUUAAAAGAUUACGGAGAAAUAUUGGAAAAGCCAGAAAAGAGAGAAGGAGGCCCAAUCACAGUCGCAGGAAAUUUGAUCCGCUAUUAGCUACAUUUAUUGGUGCAAUACCGGAACAACAUACUAACGACACAGUUAAAAUUGGGCCAUGGAAGAAAAAUAUUAGGACCAAUAACCCUUUUGACUUCACUAAGUUUCAUUUGGCGGAUAACAAAAUGUCGAUUGAAGUUACCAUAAAUGGUUUAUACAUGAUCUCUGUACAGAUAUUUUACUAUGGGGAAUCAAAAAAAUAUUCUUAUUAUGUAUUGUUAAAUUCUGAGGGCGGGUUUAAUACAAAAAGACUCGUCACAUGCGUCACUGCUGCUUGCAAUGUAACUGGGGAAAUAACGUGUCAUACAAGUGUAAUUACCUAUCUGCAAAAAGGUGACAGACUAAGUGUACAACAAAAGGAAAAGGAUAGAUUCAUUAAUUUAAGAGAAGGAUUUAGUCAUAUACAACUUGUGAUGCUUGCCAAGAACGAACGGAAAACAAUAUAGUUAUAAGUUUAAGUGUAUUUGUAAAUCUAUUUUUCUAAUAGGACAACGUUUAAUAUAACGUUUAUAACGUUAAUAAAGCAAUGGUUGUAACUAA